AUCGUAACAAGGAUAUGACCAGUCAGUGACAUAAUGUCGCUGCUUUAUGAACUUGAGACAUGCGAAAAGCCAUUACCAUGAGUUUUACAACUACGCUUCAUCUUUUAGAAGGAGCUUUUUGUUGUAAAAGUGUUUUUAUUUAACGGUGUUAAAAGAAAGGAGAAAUUCCUUUUGUUGACAGAUCCGUGAACGGUAAACCAGUUCCUACGGAAUUAUUUGGUAAAUCUAGCUGGUAUCGUUUUGGAUGUAUAUAUCUGAAUUAUUUUGUGUUUCUAGCUGCCAUUGUAAAAAUGAAGAAUAAUUACGCUCCAGUUUCGGAUUCUGAUGACUCUUUCAAAGUGCUCAAUGAUGAAAAGUCAGAUGCUAGAUCUUUAGAUGGUACUGGUACGCCUCCUCCGUACUCAGCUCCGAACAAAUUUAUUGAUUUAGAAAUGGCUGACGGAUCUGCUCAGCGUUCUGCCCAAGAGUCCACUAACAACGCUGGAUCGGAUUCGACAUAUUCGAAGUGGAUUCCAGUAGCUAUUUUCUUUUUCUUUGCGUCUGUUGUGUACAUUGGGGCUUAUGGUAUUCUUCUCGUGAUGUUCUUUUAUUUCAAAGUUCCUGUGAGGACACAAGACUUUUGGGGACUUUUUGGCGGAUUUAUUGGAGCGAUAUCAUUAUUUCUCUGUUUGGCGCAUAUGCUCUACCCGGGGUGGUACAAGCAAGCUGGUAGAGUGCUAUCCAACAUGUGUGCCAACAUGUGUGUCGCAGUAAUAUAUACGGCUCUUCUGAAUGGCGUUGGUUUCGUCGUCUAUUAUAAUGUAAAGAAAAUAAUAGGAUUUGAAAAGAUGAACGACAUUGCUUUCUAUGGUGUUUGCAUUGUUAACGUUGCCGUGUUUGUUUUAUUUUGGAGUACGACGGAUACGAGACAACUUCGAAUAUUCAUUGCUGAUUUAGGAAACGGCAUGGGAAACAUAGGAAACGGCAUAAGAGACGCUUCGAAUUAUAUUCGACCGACAGAUUUAGCAAAUGAAGCACCUCGUAACGAGGAAAUCGAGCUUCAACCUCUUGCUGGGCAAAGUGCUGAAGUUUGAGUUUUAACGAAUCUUUUCCAUCCCUCCUAUAAAUCACAUUUUCCUUGGAAGCAUUCAUAUCAAUUGCAAUCCCUCGAGUUUCUGUAUUCUUGUCCACAAAAGUAAGCACAGCUUCAUUCGGCAGGUUUGAUUGUUUUUCACGUUCACUCUUUUAUGAAUCUCUAAAUUCAUCUCGCAAUAGUGUUAUUUAUGAAUCGUUCGUUUUCUUUGUGACGAACGUUCUUGUUCAUGCAACCUUUUUAAUGAUUUCAUUCACAGCAUAGAAAGCACAUAUCUUCUAACUGAAUGAUCGGACGUUUGUAGAUUAAUGAAUUAAAUUGGCGUCUACUUAGAGAGUCAAGUAAAUGAACUGAAACACGAAUUGUCAGACUACAACUUCCAUGCAGCCAUGUCCUUGAAAGAGUCGGAUAUCCAGACCAAAUACUUUAAAUCACACCUACCGAUGUCUACGGCCACACCUAGGCGAAAACACCAGUUCCCGUCCGAUCACUGCAGUUAAGCGUCUGAGGGUCUCGUUAGUACUAUGGUUGGAGACAACAUGGGAAUCCGGGAUGCUGUAGGCUUUUUACUCAUUUUAUUCUUUUUCUUUUUUUUUCUUUGUUUCGUUUGUUUAUUUGUUUAUAUAGAUUCAAGCUUGAAAACACCUUUUUCCUUCCUUUUUUGAGGGAUGUUCCUUGUGAAGUAACAGAGAGCAAGAAAACAAGUGAAGGGGUCAGCGUUGGUCCGUAUGCAUUUCUUCGUUUGUCUCUGUCAAUAGAGAAGUAGAUAUCUCCUCCAUUUAUUAAUCGAUUCGAAAUUCAGGCGAAUCUGUAUGUCUUGUUGAGUUUACCAAGGCAAGCUAAAUCUGAAGAAUACAUUACCUAGCCAGCAUCACACAAUAAAGAAAGUUGAUGCCUAACUACUAUAUUUUACAAUGACAA
Schizosaccharomyces octosporus yFS286 is the source of this 1993-nucleotide messenger RNA. RefSeq lists its product as uncharacterized. Bases 291 to 1073 code for a protein of 260 amino acids. The record is from RefSeq and is a predicted model, not a curated record. NCBI's taxonomy places the organism in Eukaryota, Fungi, Ascomycota, Schizosaccharomycetes, Schizosaccharomycetales, Schizosaccharomycetaceae. The transcript has 5 exons.